Molecule: messenger RNA, 924 nt
Organism: Eleginops maclovinus (Patagonian blennie)
Lineage: Eukaryota; Metazoa; Chordata; Actinopteri; Perciformes; Eleginopidae
Product: transmembrane protein 238-like
Exons: 2
Coding region: 117-713 (198 amino acids)
Source: RefSeq, a predicted model, not a curated record
CCUCCCCGCAGUCUGACUCACCUUACCCUGCUCUGACACGCGAUGCCAGGCACAAAGGCUCCAGGCAAUAAACUAUCAGGGGUGUCUCCGGGUUCACGGACCUGCUGUAUGCCGACAUGGAGCCGGUGUACCCGGGGCUGGGCCGCUGUGUGUGCUGCUUCUGGCUCGCGGUAGCCUUUGACAUCGUGGGGCUGCUGGUCCUGCUGCUCGGGGUGUUCGUGAACGUCUUCUUCUAUGACCUGCUCAUCUACGCAGGAGCCAUCGUCAUCUUCCUCAGCCUCAUCUGGUGGGUGUUCUGGUACUCCGGGAACAUCGAGGUGCCCCCAGCGGAUCUGGAGGAUGAUGUGGGGUUACUGAAGAAGGACCCCGGGGCUCUGGGCGGCCUCAGCGGUGCGGUGCGGCGCCUCUCCAGUCGCGUGACCUCCGGCAUCAGGACAUCCUUCCGCAGGAACGGAGCACCGGCCCGCACGCAGAGGUCAGCCGGAGGGCCGCCGGGGACCGAACAGGUGCCGGGGGCCGAGCAGGUGACGGUUGCCAUGACAACAAUGACCCCACCGGAGCACACCCCGCAAACUGCUGCUUCCUCAGUGGCGGGCUGUUACGUAGAGAUGCCGCACACAGCAGAGGCUGCAGAACUGAAAGCACUACCUGAGGCUGUGGCAGUGAACACUAUCUCUGAUCAAACAUUAACCACAGACACGCCCAUGGUUUGAACAAUGGCCGACGCACCUGAACCUGCUCUGAUCUCAACCCUUACCGUGUCCUCCAUCUGUGCCUCCGGACCAUCCUCCACUUUUAUACUGUUUGUGAGUUUCAUAAGACAUUUUUGGUAAUUAAUAAUGAUAUGUGGAAAAUGUGUCUUUUGAGUCUUUGUUCAAUACUUUAUUACAAUGUAUAUUUUCCUAAUAAAUGUGUUUUAAUCAA